UUCAACAGUAUAAACAUAUAAGGUAAUUGACCUAUUGUGUCGAAUAAACACAGAGAUGGCUGGUACAGCUCGACACGAUAAUGAAAUGGCGAAGAAAGCAAAUCAUCGCUUACAAAGUGCGACUGAUCCCAUAGAAAGACUCAGGCUGCAAUGUCUCGCAAGAGGUUCAAGUGGUAUCAAAGGACUUGGACGUAUUUUUAAAAUCAUCGAUGAUGAUCACAAUAGACGAAUAGAUAUUAAAGAAUUCAAAAAGGGAAUGAGAGAUUAUGGUGUUGACUUGGAAAAAGAUGAAAUCACAGAUUUAUUCGACUCAUUUGACAGAGAUCAUUCUGGGGCGAUUGAUUUCGAUGAAUUUAUCGUAAAACUGCGCCCGUCACUAUCAAAGGCAAGAAAGAAUUUGAUCCAGAGAGCUUUCCGCAAACUCGAUCGCACUGGGGAUGGACAAGUGACGGUUGAAGACUUAUACGGUGUUUAUGAUGCAAGUCAUCAUCCAAAAUACGUAAACGGAGAAUGGUCGGAAGAUCAGGUAUUUGCAAAAUUUUUGGAAAAUUUCGAUACUCCUGGUGAUCCGGAUGGUGUCGUAACGUAUGAUGAAUUUUACAAUUAUUACGUAGGAGUGAGUGCUUCUAUCGACAACGAUAUAUACUUUGACGUCAUGAUGAGAAAGGCUUGGAAACUUUGAUUAAACUUCUUCAUUACUUAAUAUUUAUUUAUUCUUUUAUUGUCUACGUUCCACUGGCCAUGUGCCGUAUAUUUCACCGGAAUUCGAUUAGAACUUUAGAUCAGGGGGGUUCAAACCCAGGCCCGCAGGCCACAUGUGGCCCGCUGUAAUAUUAUCUGCGGCAUGCGUCACAUUUGCUGAUAUAUAUAUAUAUAGGUCAUAAUUGGUGACAACCAAAAAAUAGCAUUUUGGUAUUGUUUCGUGAUAAAAAUAACCGGGAAAAUCUUAUUACACAUUGUCGCAUCACCAAACGUAGUUGAAUUUACUUGUGACAGGGAUAGCUGGAACGAAACAGUCAGUGAAUUUGGUAGGGUUCCAGAAAGUGUGUUUAGUCAGCCUAAACUGGCUUAAAACUCAGUUAUCAAUUUCGACACGCUUGAAUGACUUAACUUCCACAAAUUGAUCUCUUACUUUCUUGAAUAUUCGUAUAGAAAACUAAAUAUCAGCCUAUAGCAACAUACUCCCUGCCGCAUUGUCUUUUUUUAAUCAGCGUGAACAGUGACACAAAAACAAAGUUGGUGCCUAUAUGUAAGAAAAUUUAGUAAAUAUCAAUUAAUGUCGGGAUAUUACCCUGUUGUAGUCUACUACCUUGGA
Molecule: messenger RNA, 1315 nt
Organism: Styela clava
Lineage: Eukaryota; Metazoa; Chordata; Ascidiacea; Stolidobranchia; Styelidae
Product: calcyphosin-like protein
Molecular function (GO): calcium ion binding
Source: RefSeq, a predicted model, not a curated record